UUUUCGGCGAAAAAUAACACUAAAAAAUAUUUUUUCAUGGGGUGCGCCCGCCCACCCUUAGCUUAGGGUGGGUACACCCCUGUAUAUAUAUUAUACGACGAUGUUAUACGGGUCUUAUAUAAUUAUACGGGCCGUAUACAUUGAAUUUCGUUUAUUUUAUUGUUUUAUUACUAUUUGACAUGACGUAUUAUUACUCGAUUCACGUGCGAGUAGACGUAAGAUUCUCUGAUUCGAUGUUAUAUUCCUCGAUUCUCGUGCGAGUUAUGUGAUUAGACGUUAGAUUCCUCGAUAUUCGUGUGAGUUAUUUGAUUCGGCGUUAGAUUCCUCGAUUCGCGUGUUAAUCAUUUGAAACGAUGUAAUAUUCCGUAAAAUUCUCUAUAUAAACGACAUUAGUUUCAUUCAUUUCAUUCAACUUCUAUUUGUUUCUUCUAUUUUUCUCUGUAUUCAAACUAUUUACGCUAUAAUGUCGGGUUGGCGUGACUUUUUAAAUAUGUUUGAUAACGAGGCGAAUCAGGGGAGUUAUGAUAACAAUCAAGAUAACAAAGCGGGCGUGUUUGAUCUGAAUGCUCUGUUCGAUCCCAGUCUUGCGUCUGAUGCAGGUCAGGAUACUUGGGGUUUGGAUGCCUUUCAGCCUAAUUAUGCUGGUUAUUAUCCAUCGCAACACCCGAUUAAUUUUGAAGCCCCUCCUGUUAGUGUUGGACCGCCGACUGAUAGUUCUCAUUCUCCUCCCAUAAGUGGUGGACCGCCCGAGGGUCCAAAUGCUGACCAGGAACCUAGUGAGUUUCAAAACAAGCAGAAAUUCGCUAGCAUGGAUGAAUUGGUAGAGUGGUGUAGAUACGUCGGAUGCGAAAAUGGCUACGCCCUCGUCACCAAACGCACCAUCUACGAUAAAUCCCCAAGCGGUCAGCCGUUAAAAAUUUGGCUUACGUGUGAUUGUGCUGGCGAGCACAAACCAACAACCACGGUCAGACGCAGCGGGACUAGGAAAACCGGUUGCAAGUUCCAACUGAUCGGGACAUACAGAAAAAGGUUAGGUUAUUGGGAUCCAAGGGUUGAGGAAGCUAAACAUAACCAUGAACCAUUUCUGUAUCCAGAGGGUCAUCCGUCCCUAAUGAGGCUGACUCGAUCGGAAGAGAGGACGGUGGAGCAAAUGACGCAUCAGAACAUAAAACCACGAGACAUUCUUGCUGCCAUUAAAGAACAGAACCCCCCCCAUAAUGUCUCAACAAGAAACACCAUAUACAACGCUCGGGCCAAAUUGGGUCGAAUGGAACAAGUCGGCGAGACUCCAAUGCAGAUACUUUUCGACCGGUUGGAGAGGGUUGGGUUUUUUUUUUUACCAUAGAACAUCUCAAAACGGCGAACGGGUCGAGGAUAUUUUCUUCAUCCACCCGGAGUCGAACAUGUUGUGGCGCGCCUUCCCCAUGUGUUGCUUAUAGACUCCACCUACAAGACGAAUCGGUACAAAAUGCCGCUAGUCCAGAUUAUCGGUGUUACAUCCACGUUGAUGUCGUUUUGCAUUGCUCAUGCGUUCGUAAGCAACGAGAAACAAGAAAACUUCACAUGGGUUCUACAGAGGUUGAAACACUCAUUAGACAGUGUUAUGGAACCCCGUGUAAUAGUAACGGAUAGAGAUCGAGCCCUAAUGAACACAUGUGCAACCGUGUUUGCCAGGGCUAUACAUUCAUUGUAUAGGUGGCACAUACAGCAAAACAUCCUCAAACAUUGCAGGCCAAGCUUUAAAACAGAAGAAAGCUGGGAAAGGUUUCUUUACAAGUGGCGCAAGCUAAUUAACUCAACGACCGAUCUUGACUACAACUACUGGUACGAGCGAAUACGAUCAAAGUUGCCAAGCAAAAAAACUGACGUGAUUAUGGACUAUUUGGAUUCAAUCUGGUUACAACCAUAUAGAGACCAGUUUGUUUCGUUCUGGAGCGACCAACAUCUGAACUUCGGUCAAUGUACAAUGAACAGGGCAGAGGGUCAACAUGCCCUUUUGAAGCAGUACCUAGGUGACUCUAAUUACACCGUGGAUAAAGUGGUACCUAAUGUGCGUGAAGUGUGUUAUAUUUUAGGUGUGAAGGAAGAAGGUUCGAAUUCUAAGAAACCGGAAGGAUCACAAGACCGAGGUAAAUCCUCGACUUAGGCGAUUGGACGGCUUGGAACGUGCACACUUGGUUUACGCCCGCCUCACGCUUCCGUUAUUAAGUCUUUUGAAAUGGGAUAAGUCUUGGUCAUAUGUAUUUAAGUCUAUGUAGUAUGUUGACAUCUUUGUCGUAGGGUAAAACUCGGUAGUCGAAGUCAUGUCAUGUCUAGUGUAGACUUUGUUUGUUUUGGGAUUUUGUCAAGGAUGUUAAACGUUGAAGUUUGAUGUGUAAAACAGGUUGUUAAUGGUGAUAAACG
Molecule: messenger RNA, 2403 nt
Organism: Helianthus annuus (common sunflower)
Lineage: Eukaryota; Viridiplantae; Streptophyta; Magnoliopsida; Asterales; Asteraceae
Product: protein FAR-RED IMPAIRED RESPONSE 1-like
Exons: 5
Coding region: 1469-2146 (225 amino acids)
Source: RefSeq, a predicted model, not a curated record